UCGCGAGAUCAUCCGUUAGCGUUCAGUCAGGGCGACCGUAAAUCUCGCGAGAUCUUCCCCUUGCCAGUGCUACUGUUCAGAUGGGAGCCUUCCUCGUGGGGAAGAGAUGCAUUCAGACGACAUUGUCUGGGACACUCUUGGCAACAGGCAGUUCUGCUCCUUUAAGAUCAAGACAAAAACCCAGAGCUUUUGCCGGAAUGAAUUUAAUAUAACAGGCCUGUGCAACCGCUCCUCCUGCCCCUUGGCAAACAGCCAGUAUGCAACCAUUAAGGAGGAGAAAGGACAGUGUUAUCUGUACAUGAAAACCAUUGAACGGGCUGCUUUCCCUAAUCGUCUGUGGGAACGGGUCCGAUUGAGUAGGAACUAUGAAAAAGCACUGGAGGAGAUCGAUGAGAACCUGAUCUAUUGGCCCCGCUUCAUCCGACACAAAUGCAAGCAGCGCUUCACAAAGAUCACACAGUAUCUGAUCCGGAUCCGCAAGCUGACACUUAAGAGACAGAGGAAGCUUGUUCCAUUAAGCAAAAAGAUUGAAAGGCGUGAGAAGAGGAGAGAGGAAAAAGCCCUGAUUGCAGCUCAGCUGGACAAUGCAAUUGAAAAAGAACUGUUAGAAAGACUCAAGCAGGACACGUAUGGUGAUAUCUAUAACUUCCCUAUCCAUGCCUUCGACAAAGCUCUAGAACAACAUCAGGCAGAGAGUGAAAGUGACUCAGAUGUGGAGAAGGAAGAGGAGGAAGAGGAGAAGGAGUCAAACAAGAGGGAGUUCGUAGAAGUGGAUGAAAGUGAUCUCAGUGACUUUGAGGAUAUGGAUAAGCUAGCAGCUAGCAGUGAUGAAGAUGAGGAAGAGGCGAUAUCCAGUGAGGAUGAAGAGAGAGAGCAGCAACCAAAGUCCAAAGGCAAAAUGCCUCUGAAAGGGCCAGUGAGAAGGAAACGAGCUUAUGUUGAAAUAGAGUAUGAGCAGGAGACAGAACCGCUGUCAAAAUCAAAAGCAACGUGACUUUACCCACAUUUGUGAACUGUAAUAUGCUAAUAUGUCACAGGAAAGACUACUUCAAGUGCCAUGAUGCAAAACAGGACUAGGAAUCUUUCAGCUGAAUGAAAAACUUCACUUGGGACUGAGAGACAAAUGGUUAUUUUAAAAAGCCCUACAGUGAAUAUUUUAGAAGUAUAUUUUUGAAUAACGAGAAACGUGAAAGGUUCUGAGAGCAACUCACAGCCUUCCAUAUGUUACAUCUUAGCGUAGUCAUUGGGGUCAGAUCAUGUUGUACUCCCUGCAGUAAGCUGGAUGCAAUUUGCCAACCUGGGUUUAGAAGUAAGGAGCUAAAGAUGUCUG
Molecule: messenger RNA, 1330 nt
Organism: Sceloporus undulatus (fence lizard)
Lineage: Eukaryota; Metazoa; Chordata; Lepidosauria; Squamata; Phrynosomatidae
Gene: MAK16
Product: MAK16 homolog
Exons: 10
Coding region: 107-994 (295 amino acids)
Biological process (GO): maturation of 5.8S rRNA; maturation of LSU-rRNA
Cellular component (GO): nucleolus; preribosome, large subunit precursor
Source: RefSeq, a predicted model, not a curated record